AUGUCGUACCGAGAGCUGAGAAACUUCACGGAGAUGAUGCGAGCCCUGGGGUAUCACCGUCCUGUCUCUGUUGAGAACUUUCGGAACCCCAACUUCGAGUUAGUCGCCGACAUCUUGCGAUGGCUGGUGAAGCGGUACGAGCCGAUGGCAGACAUCAAUGCAGAAGUUGGGAACAUGCAAGACCGCGUCGUCUUCCUGAAGCAGUGUGCACAGCUGAUGCAAUCUAAGGGAAGGAUCAAGCUCAACACCAAGAGGCUGUACCAGGCUGACGGGUACGCUGUGAAGGAGCUCAUCAAGAUAGCCAACGUGCUCUAUGACGCAAUCAAGUCGAACCCUGACGACGAAGACGACAUCUUCGGUACUGACAACUUCUCGCUGAAGCUCAACGACCUCAAGGACAUCCGCGACCUCGCCACUGAAAUCACCCAGCAUGGCGCCGCUCUUGCCGAGCUGCUCGGUAGGGAGGAGGCGAACAGGGAGGCGCGGCAGCGGGCAAUCUCAAGGAACGCGGAGGUAGGAGACAUCGAGAAGGUGAUCAAGCAGCAGAUCUUAGCAGCGAGAGACACGAUGGCGAACAAGGAGAAGAUGAUGGAGGAACUUCUGGCAGACGAGAAGUCGCUCAAGAAGAAGAUCGAGAAGAAGAGUGUGGAGCUCGACAGGAACGAGAAGAGGUUUCGCUCUCUCCAGACUGUCCGCCCCGCGUUCAUGGACGAAUACGAGAAGCUGGAGGACCAGCUGCAGGAUCUGUUCCGCGACUACUUGGAGAGGUAUCGGAACCUCGACUACAUCGACAACCUGCUCGACCAGCACAACAAGGAGGAGCAGGAGAAGAUUGACGAGAACGAGCGGAGGAUGAAGAAGAUGCAGAAGAAAAUCAAAGAGGAGGAGAUGCGGGGAGGGGAAGGGGAAGGGGAAGGGGAAGGGGAAGAAGGAGGGGAAGGGGAAGGGGAAGGGGAAGGGGAAGGGGAAGGGGAAGGGGAAGGGGAAGGGGAAGGGGAAGGGGAAGGGGAAGGGAAAGGGGAAGGGGACGGGGAGGCGGAAUGA
Messenger RNA from Guillardia theta CCMP2712, 1044 nucleotides. RefSeq lists its product as hypothetical. The record is from RefSeq and is a predicted model, not a curated record. The transcript is spliced from 3 exons. Gene Ontology annotation, biological process: cilium assembly. Gene Ontology annotation, cellular component: cilium; intraciliary transport particle B; centrosome. NCBI's taxonomy places the organism in Eukaryota, Cryptophyceae, Pyrenomonadales, Geminigeraceae. The coding region runs from base 1 to 1044 and encodes 347 amino acids.